This is a messenger RNA of Solea solea (common sole), 2621 nucleotides long. RefSeq names its product iroquois homeobox 3a (gene irx3a). NCBI's taxonomy places the organism in Eukaryota, Metazoa, Chordata, Actinopteri, Pleuronectiformes, Soleidae. Gene Ontology annotation, biological process: neuron differentiation; regulation of transcription by RNA polymerase II; cell development. The record is from RefSeq and is a predicted model, not a curated record. Gene Ontology annotation, molecular function: RNA polymerase II cis-regulatory region sequence-specific DNA binding; DNA-binding transcription factor activity, RNA polymerase II-specific. Gene Ontology annotation, cellular component: nucleus. The coding region runs from base 261 to 1562 and encodes 433 amino acids. The transcript has 2 exons.
UCCCAAUAAUCUAAAGCAAUCUGUAAGGACCUGACCUUAGUCCAUCCAGAUCAAUAGGGAAGUGAGGGUGGAAAGAAGAAGAAGAGGAAGAAAUAAGGGGCGCAACCGGAUCGUUUACACUGGCUGUUCCCGAGGAAAUAUAGACUUCCCUUGCUUGCACCUUUUGUUGCUCACAUGCUCACACUGUAAAAGUGGAUAUCGAGGCAAUUCCCCUUGCUUUGUGAGAUUGCAGCAGAGCUUUCCCCCCUUUUCCUGCCACCAUGUCUUUCCCUCAGCUGGGAUAUCAGUACAUCCGACCGAUAUACCCGCCGGAGCGCCAGGGGAUCGCCAACAAUGCCCGGGCCGGGACGGAGCUCAGUCCGUCCGGCGCACUCUCCAACGUCCUCUCCACUAUGUAUGGAUCUCCUUUCGCCGCGGCAGCGCAGGGCUAUGGAGCGUUUCUGCCCUACUCCAACGAAAUAUCCAUUUUCAAUCAGCUGGGAGCUCAGUAUGAACUGAAAGACAGUCCCGGUGUCCAGCACCCAGGCUUCUCCCAUCAUCACCCUGCUUUCUACCCAUACGGCCAGUACCAUUUCGGUGACCCAUCCAGACCCAAAAACGCCACCAGGGAGAGCACCAGCACCCUGAAGGCCUGGCUCAGCGAACACCGCAAGAACCCCUACCCAACCAAGGGCGAGAAGAUCAUGCUGGCCAUCAUCACCAAAAUGACCCUCACCCAGGUGUCCACCUGGUUCGCCAACGCCAGGAGGAGACUAAAGAAGGAGAACAAGAUGACCUGGGCCCCCCGGAACCGCACCGACGAAGAGGGGAAUGUUUACAGCAGUGAUCACGAAGGGGAGGAGGGGGACAAGAGGGAGGACGAGGAGGAGAUCGACUUGGAGAACAUCGACACGGAGAAUAUUGAGAACAAGGACGACUUGGACGACCAGGACGACCUGCAUUCAGACAUUAAACUCGACGGAAGGAGUGACUCUGAGAUUUCUGACAGCUAUGAGGAUUUACAAGGGCCCGACCAGAGGUUUCUUAAGGCCGUGCAGGGCAAAGAUGGCAAAGACGUGGAGAGAGGAGGAGAGCACUUCCACAACCAUCACCACCACCACCACCACCAUCAGCACCACUCUCCUUUGACCAUCAAAGCGGCCCAGCCAAACGAAGAACAGCUCAAACUGAACCAGGUGUCCGGCGUGAGCUCGCCGCCCUCAGAAAACAACCCUGCCCCGGUCCAGAAGCCAAAGAUCUGGUCUUUGGCAGAGACAGCCACGGCUCCUGACAAUCCGCGCAAAUCGCCACAAAUGAACGGCAGCAACUCGGCAGGCCCGGCUGCCCAGACCAUUAUAACCCCGCACAGACUCAUCUCUUCUUGUCCCGUUGGGAAAAUCCAGAACUGGACGAACCGGGCCUUCUCAGCACAUCAGCUGGCUUUACUGAACUCUAACCAUUACCUGGGACUGGCAAACCAGGCUACAGCCACCGGCCUGGCCCUGUACAGCAGUAGCAGGCAAACGGAGGACAAGAGUCAUAGUUCAGAGACUCCACUCACAGGUACAUGUUCCCGACACUGAGACGCGCAUGUAUAAAUAGGCCUCACUUCAAAAACAAAGACACUAGUUCCCCAUUUCCCCCGUCAUUCAAUUCUAUUAUUUUAGACCCUUCUUAUGCCUUCUUCACCUUCUUCUUCUUCGUCAUUUUCUUCUUCUUCAUUGCCUCUUUGUGGAUUUUGUUUCUUUCUAUAGGCCACAUGGAUGAACAGUGUUACAGUGCGUGCGUGUGUGUGUGUGUGUGUGGCUGCUUAAAAACACAGAGAGCGUUUAAGAAAACGUGGAUUUGUGCGACAGCUGUUCUUGUCGUUUAUUUUCAUUUUUAUUAAUUUUAUUUAGUGUACACACACACACACACACACACACACCCUCAGCCCAUUAAACCAAAUGGUUUUCAACAGUAAAUUUCACUGAGCUCCGAGAUUGGCUCUGAUAUAGUUCACUCAGUUUUAAUUUUUAAUUUCCAUUGCCUCGUUUUCAGAGAAUAGUGCCUUGGCUGCAGAAGAGAAGUUUAAAACAGCUUUCCAUCCUCUUCAAAAAAAUUAAAUAAAAUAUGUGAGGCUAUAAAUUAAUAACGUUGAGGAUUUUUAAACGCUGGUGCCAUAUCACGUGUUUCAUUAAAACGCCCGUAUUAUGAUUAGCUUUUAUUCUAUUUCUUUUAUCCCUCUGUUGUGCGCUUGUGUUAUUUCGUCAAGGCCUAUGUUACACUUGUUUGGUCAUGCAAAUGAGCUCAUCGCGAAUUCACUACCGGCAACUGUCACUUUUAUGUCACACGUUGUGUUUUUUUAGCUCCACACGAGGCAAUCAUUGGUAUUAUUUCUUUACAUCACUAUUUGUUUUAUUUUUUUUAUUUUAAACUUUCGUUUCACCCCGUAUAUUCCAGGCCUCAGAACCAACUAGAACAACUCUCGCCUCUCUCUUUCUCUGUCUCUCUCCUUUCCACAAACCCCUCACCCGUCCUCUUUUUUAUUUUUUUUUUUUAUUUGAAUAUGGAAUGUAAAAUAAGAAUAAUGCAUCUCUGUAUACUUACAUUGUAAGCAUGUCCCGUGUAAAACUGCUAAUGUAAUAAUGUAUGAACCUGUA